AUGUUGUUUUUGCUGCUCGCCGUGUCCGUGUUAGGCGACGGCGUGAAGGAAGACGAGGGCUGCCCCGCUCUGAGGGACGAUCAGCUCGUCCGGGUUCGCCUGGAUCCGGAGGAAGAUGUCCUCCGUCGUCCCUUCCACGCCGAGUUUCAACCCUUCUAUGCCACCACCGAUUGGGAAUCCCCCGAAAGGUUCCUCGUUGGAUACACGGUGGAGGUGGGGAACCCGCUGCACCUGAGCGCACACCCGCCGUCCCCCGAAGGAUGCGGCGAGCGAAGCAGGGCGAGGGACACGGCCGCUCCCAUCGCGAGCUGCCGCCGAGUGGCCGUCUCCGCCGGGUUCUUCGACACGAGGACGGGCCGCUGCUACGGGCACCUGGUGUCGGGGGGCCGAGUCGUCCAGACGGCAGAACCGUGGAGAUUCAACGCCCACUUCGGCCUCUUUCGCAACGGGUCCAUCUUCGUCGGGUAUGUCCGUCCCGAAGAGGUACGAGAAUGGCCAUUCAAAGAGCUGGUCGGGGGAGUCUUGUGGCUCAUUAAGGACGGAAGGAGUUUCUUCGAUCAAAGCAUAAGACUAGAAUGCGGGAAGACACAGGAGACGGGAAGUCUUAGAGAGUUCGCGGAGGUGAAGUCUGCCAGGGUCAUCCUGGGUCACGACGAGCGGGGUCAGGUCAAGAUCAUCGUGGUCGAGGGGAAGACCAGAAAGUUCGGCGCCACUCUCAAAGACAUGGAAAUCCUUGCCAUCUCCCAGGGUCUGGUGAAUGCAGUGAAUCUGGACGGGGGAGGGAGUGCUGCCCUCCUCCUCAAUUCCACACUUCUCAAUCUACCCACCGAUUCCUGGUAA
Molecule: messenger RNA, 840 nt
Organism: Darwinula stevensoni
Lineage: Eukaryota; Metazoa; Arthropoda; Ostracoda; Podocopida; Darwinulidae
Source: the annotation of a GenBank genome assembly